This is a messenger RNA of Arachis stenosperma, 717 nucleotides long. Its product is annotated as miraculin-like. Bases 43 to 657 code for a protein of 204 amino acids. Gene Ontology annotation, molecular function: endopeptidase inhibitor activity. The transcript has a single exon. The record is from RefSeq and is a predicted model, not a curated record. NCBI's taxonomy places the organism in Eukaryota, Viridiplantae, Streptophyta, Magnoliopsida, Fabales, Fabaceae.
UCUCUUCUUACACCUUCUUUGACUACAACAGUUCGGUACAACAUGAACAAAACAUUUAUGGCAUUAUUGUUCCUUCUUAUUUUCUUGAUCACAAAACCAACGUUAGGUUCAGCCGGUGGUGCACCGGAACAAGUGGUUGACACAUCCGGCAAGGUCGUUCGAUCCGGUGUAAAUUACCAUUUUGUCCCUGCUUAUCCGAAUGUAAUAGGUGGCCUUGCCUUCACUAGCAUAGGUAUAUUCACAUGUCCUCUUUCUGUUAUAUUUGCCAAUGACUCCAAAGGCCUACCAUUGGUGUUUACCCCAGUUAACUCUAAGAAAGGCGUUGUUCGUGUCAACACAGAUCUCAACAUUAACUUCGCAUACGGCGAUUCGAUGUGUCCUCAGUCCACAGUGUGGAAUGUUGGCAGCCGUGAUAACUCGACCGGACAGAGGUUUUUGACCAUCGACGGCGUUAUCGGAAACCCUGGUAGAAAAACUGUUGCUAAUUGGUUCAAGAUUAGGAAGUAUGAGAAUGGUUAUAAGCUAGUUUAUUGUCCAAGUGUGUGCAAAGAUUGUUACUAUAAAUGUAGUGACAUAGGGAUAUAUGUCGACCAAUUUGGUAAUAAGCGUUUAGCUCUUAGCAAUGUUCCAUACAAAGUUUGGUUCCAACCUGUGUGAAGCAAAAGAUCAGACUCCAAUAUUUACCAAACAAUCUUUAUGAAUGUUUAGUGUAAUAAU